GAAAUGACCUGAGGAAGUUAGCGAGUGUCUUCUCUCUUUCAGUAGGUUUAUAGUUUUUUUUCUGCUGUGUUUCUGCUCGAAACUCUGCAUUCAGUUUGAAUCGAAAUGGCUUCGCUAGCACCUGUAAAGGUUCAGCUCCCACAGACAGACGUGGUGAUCGCGGUCGAGGAGGUGCCAUGGAUAAAGUGAGGAAGAUCCUGGUGUAUGUGUGUAAGGACCGAGCGACUCCACAGCGAGCUCAGUUCGUGCAGAGUAUAACGGGGCACUUCACUGACAGCGCCGAUGAUGAGGUGGAGGUGAGCUGCACGCUGGAGAAAAAUCAGUUCAUUCUUUACAAAGGAGACAGAGGUCAAAGGGUCCCUCUGAAGAGGCCUGCCUUCUGUCCCAUCAAACACCUGCCAGCCACAGAGGCAGCUGCAAUCCCACAGGAUGUUCAACAGCGUGGCGUGGAUGUGGGCGUGGCCAUCAUCCUACAGACAGCCAAUCAGAGAGUGCUGCUGACUAGGCGGGCGAAGGAGCUUCGGAUAUUUCCCAACGUCUGGGUUCCUCCAGGUGGCCAUGUGGAGCUAGAUGAGACGCUUCUGGAUGCAGGUCUCAGGGAGCUACACGAGGAAACUGGACUCAAACUGGAACCGGAGCAAGUUUCUCCAAAAAUCCUGGGACUGUGGGAGUCGGUGUUUCCUCCCAUGCUGUCCAGAGGUCUUCCUCAGAGACAUCACAUAGUCAUCUACAUGCUGCUGCACUCGUCCCUCACUCACCUGCAGCUACAGUGUGUCGCAGGUGUCUGCAGAUGGCGCUCUGACUGAGUCUUUGAUGCCACUGGCGGUCUUCAUCAGUCGGGCGCCAGCCAGCGGUCCCGAUGUGGAGCGGGUCAGCACCGGGACCAAGUUUGCCCUGGAGCUGUGGCUCAGGACCUUGGAUGAGCCUGACCUCUGACCUUGAGCCGCCAUCUAAAACCCCAACCUGCAGGCAUCAGGAAGGACACGCCAGGAUGAGAGAAAUGAUUUUGCUGUGAAUCCCACUGCUGUUCUACACAGAAACAUUUAAAAUAGAAAUGACUUUCUAUUGUUACUUCAGACCAGCAGGUGGCAGUGCAGACCAGGUGUGGCUGGCAGGCUGUUUAUGGGGACAGGAGACGCUGCAGCAACUGACGUGGUGGUUGUUUAAUGGGCUUAUGGGUAUUUUCAGCUCAAGACUCAAAUCAGAUUCAUGUAAAGAAAGUAAAACCAAGAAAAAAAAGAACUUUUAUCAGAUGGCACUCUGAAGCAGCUUAUGUUGGAAAAUGACUUGUACAGAACAGAUAGUGUCCCAGUUAUGUAUAAUAACUAUAUGUAUAAUAAAAUGAGUGUUUGUUUUGGUUUUCCAAAAUUCUGGUUCUGAUAAGAAUGAGACAAUCCCAGACUUUUAUUAUCUAAAAUAAUCAUGUUAUCCAAAUAAAACAUCAAAUGUAA
Messenger RNA from Archocentrus centrarchus (flier cichlid), 1451 nucleotides. Its product is annotated as nucleoside diphosphate-linked moiety X motif 17-like. The record is from RefSeq and is a predicted model, not a curated record. The coding region runs from base 177 to 806 and encodes 209 amino acids. Gene Ontology annotation, cellular component: peroxisome; cytosol. Gene Ontology annotation, molecular function: NADH pyrophosphatase activity. Gene Ontology annotation, biological process: NADP+ catabolic process; NAD+ catabolic process. The transcript has 8 exons. NCBI's taxonomy places the organism in Eukaryota, Metazoa, Chordata, Actinopteri, Cichliformes, Cichlidae.